AUGCCCACGGUGUGCAGGUUACGUAGAGGGCGUACCGAGGGAGCGAGGGAGUGCGUGAGGAGGUCGUUAGCAACAGAUUUUUUUGGUCACAUUCGAGCAAGAACAAACGUCUCCCUCCUCUUCAUCCUCUCGCAAAUCUCCCUCUGCUAUGGCCUCUCUCGCCCAUGCACUACCCUGACGUCACUCCUUACGCUGCAGCCGCCACCACCAGCUGCAGCCGAUAAGCUCAAGGUCGUGGCUGAGCGGCUCCACAAUGCGGUCGCAUUCCUCUCACUCAAGGACCGGCACUUCGCCGACCGACCCAACCGAGGGCCACGCUUGGCUCAUGAGCUCCCUCAACGAAACCAGUAUCAGCGGCAAACCCCAGCACCUGCACUUCCCAUCCGACCACUCAAAGUGCCGGGUGCUAUGCUUCGAGGGACGCCACGUCAUUACGACUACGACAACAUAUGGCACGGCCUGUCGACGGUGUUCCCGUUCGUGGCGUGGCACCGAGGGGAUGGUUGCCGCUGCCAGCCUGAGUGGCGGGCGCUGUGCCAUUGGGAUGAGCUCUGGCCCGAGAUGGUCCUGUGGCUGAGCAAGCUGAUAGAGGUGACGUUCGGGAAGCCACCGUCCAUAGAUGUGUUUGAUAAAAUCAAGGUGAAGAAUGAAGGAGGUAUGUCUAGGGAGAGGAGGCUCGAGGCCUUCGACUCUUCUAGGUGCAGUGUGAGAAGGUAUUGCAACUUAAGCUCGGAGGUCCAUGGUGAUGGUAAGAAUGGUAAGGCAAUACGUUUGAUGUUGUUGAUGAGGCGAGAAGCAAGGUCGUUCAGGAACGAAUCGGCUGUGAUCGGCAUUUUCCAGAGGGUUGCGCGAUAA
Eucalyptus grandis is the source of this 855-nucleotide messenger RNA. RefSeq lists its product as uncharacterized. The record is from RefSeq and is a predicted model, not a curated record. Lineage: Eukaryota; Viridiplantae; Streptophyta; Magnoliopsida; Myrtales; Myrtaceae. The transcript has 3 exons. Bases 1 to 855 code for a protein of 284 amino acids.